Molecule: messenger RNA, 5439 nt
Organism: Mercenaria mercenaria
Lineage: Eukaryota; Metazoa; Mollusca; Bivalvia; Venerida; Veneridae
Product: kinesin-like protein KIF21A
Exons: 37
Coding region: 251-5158 (1635 amino acids)
Biological process (GO): mitotic spindle organization; microtubule-based movement
Molecular function (GO): ATP binding; microtubule motor activity; microtubule binding
Source: RefSeq, a predicted model, not a curated record
CAGAGGGCGCAUACUCGAAUGAGAAACUGCCAAAAUUGUUGAAAUUUACACCAUUUGAGCAAUUCAGCUUUAAAUUACUUAACAUAAACAAGCAGAAGCAUGAUUUAAAUAUUAAAAUAUGGCGGUGAAAAUUGAAAAAAGGAUGUACUCACUGUUUUUACGGUAUCGGAAAUAUACUUGAAAAAUUCCUGAGUAGUUUGCGUAAGUUCGCUUUCAGUAUCAAACAAACACCUGUUCGAUUUGCAAAAUUAUGUCGGCUCCGGAGGAAAGAAACGAAGAUGACACUUCUGUUCGAGUUGCUCUCAGGAUACGUCCGCAGCUAGCCAGAGAGCGCAUCGACAUGUGCCAAGUAUGUACUGCUGUCAUGCCCUCAGAGAAGCAGGUGUUGCUGGGUAAAGACAAGGCUUUCACUUUCGAUUAUGUCUACGACUUGCCUACUAUGCAGGAAUUCAUCUACAAAGACUGUGUGGAAAAACUCAUUGAAGGAUGUUUUGAAGGGUACAAUGCCACAGUGUUCGCCUAUGGCCAGACUGGAUCAGGGAAAACAUAUACUAUGGGAACAGGCUUUGAUGUGAACAUUCCAGAAGCUGAAAUAGGUAUAGUUCCUAGAGCUGUGGACCAUUUGUUUAGGGGUAUUGAAGAAAGGAAAAGACAGGCCAUGGAAAAGAACGAACCACCGCCAGAUUUCAAAGUUAAUGCUCAAUUUAUGGAGUUGUAUAAUGAAGAAAUUUUGGAUCUGCUGGAUACCACCAGAGACCCAGAAAGUCGGGGUCGUAAAAGCAAUGCAAAGAUUCAUGAAGAUGCUUCCGGUGGAAUAUAUGUUGUAGGAACCACUACAAGACUAGUCUAUUCUCUGCAAGAGACAAUGCAGUGUCUACAGGUUGGGGCGUUGUCGAGAGCAACAGCCAGUACAAAUAUGAAUGCCACAUCAUCACGAUCUCAUGCCAUUUUCACCUUACAUAUAAAACAACAUAGGGUAGUCAGAGAAGAGCAGGUGCUUGAAGAUGAAGGCGGGGAAGACGUGAAGAUGGAAGAAAGCAACGACAGUCUGAAUGAGUUUGAAACUUUGACAGCCAAGUUUCACUUUGUUGAUCUCGCUGGCUCAGAAAGGUUAAAAAGAACUGGUGCUACAGGUGACAGAGCCAAAGAAGGAAUAUCAAUCAAUUGUGGACUGCUUGCUUUGGGUAAUGUGAUCUCAGCAUUAGGGGACAAGUUGAAAAAAGGAUCUCAUGUGCCUUACAGAGACUCAAAGUUAACAAGACUUUUACAAGAUUCUCUUGGUGGAAAUAGUAGGACGUUAAUGAUCGCGUGUGUAUCACCAUCAGAUAGAGACUUCAUGGAAACUUUAAAUACAUUGAAAUAUGCAAAUCGUGCUCGUAAUAUAAAAAAUAAGGUUAUAGCCAAUCAGGAUAAAGCUAGUAAACAGUUAGCCAUUUUAAGACAAGAAAUUGUGCUUCUUCAACAGGAAUUGAUGGAAUAUAAAACGGGUAAAAGAAUUGUAGAUAGCGAAGGUGUGGAAACAACAAGUGAUGUAUUUCACGAAAACACAAUGUUACAAACAGAGAACGAUAAACUUCGAACUAGAAUCAAAUCACUGAAUGAGACAGUAGACCAACUUACAGUACGAAACACAGAACUGCUAGCCAGUCAAGCCAUGGCAGCCCUCGGUAAUGCAGCAGGUGACGUUGGUAGUGAAGAGGUUGUGAAUUUGAUCAAAGGAUAUGUGAAGGAAUUGGAAGAAUUAAGAGCCAAACUUGCAGAAUCUGAAUUAAUGGUAGAAAGGGUAAAGAGAUCACGACCAGCAUCAAUAUCGAGGGUAGCGAUGAGUCCAAUGUUGUCCCCUGUUCACAGUUCCAUUGGUAUGAGUCAGAGUUUUGAAUCACCGUUGUCACCGGAUAACCACAUCACUACAAUCAUAGAGGAGGCAAAACGCGAUGUGAAACGAUUAAAGAAAAAGAAGAAAGUAUCUGAAAGACAUGACAGUGACAAAGAGAAUGAGCAGUCAGACGAAGAGAAAGCAACCACGGAGACCACGGAGACUGUGGAGGGAGAAGUGAUGGAGAAAGAUAGAUCUGAAAAGUCAGAAAAAGACGAGGCUGAAGAAAAUGUUGAUGUGAAUGGAAACCUAGAUCUGGAUAAGGCAGACUCGGCAGAAGAUUCUGAUGAUGACGAGGAGGAACUGGAAGUGUUGAGCAGCAGUUCAAGUUCAGAGACAGACUCUGAUGGAAAAGACUCUGACAAUAUACAUGAAGAUCUAGCGGAGCUGACAUGUGAAAUCUCCAUCAAACAGCGGCUUAUAGAAGAGUUAGAACAGAGCCAGAAACGUUUAUAUGCUAUGAAAGUACAGUAUGAAGAGAAGGUUGAACUGUUAGUCACAAAAAUCAGGGAGACGGAAUCGGAGAGAGAUAAAGUUUUAUCUGGUAUCGGUAAAAUUGAAACAAACAAAAGUGAACAGACCAAAAAGGUGAAAGAACAGUAUGAAAGAAAACUGAAUGAUAUGCAGAAUGAGUUGAAGAAGUUACAUGCUGCGAAGAAAGAACAUGCCAGACUUGUAAAGAACCAGUCACAUUAUGAGAAACAGUUGAAAACACUACAACAUGAGCUUGGUGAGAUGAAGAAAACGAAGGUUCGGUUAAUGAAGCAGAUGAAAGAAGAUGCCGAGAAAACUAAACAGUUUGAACUGAGGAAGAACAAAGAGAUGGCCCAGCUCAGGAAGGAACAGAUCAAGAAGGAGGGGCUUAUCAGGACACUGGAGAACCAGAAAAGGCAAAAAGAUAUGGUGCUGAAAAGAAAACAGGAAGAGCUUGCAUCAAAGGUUGAAGUGUUGAGAAAGAAGAACAGACCGAUGUCUUCCAGGACGGCAGGUAGAGUGGCUAACUACAGUAAACCAACUAUUGUAUCUGCAGGUCCUCUAUCUACGUCAUCACCAAUGCGUCGUCGGCGACGAGGAGAAUUCUCUGCCAAAGUUGCCAAUAAAAAGUGGAUGGCUUUGGAGAAGAAUGUAAAUGCUGUGAUAAAUAAGAAACAGACUAUAUCAAAUAUAGAAAAGGAUAUGGAUGUUUGGUUAAAGCAUAGAGAAAAACUUGGAAAGAAAAUGGAAAAGUGCCAAAAGAAAAAGGAAACAAUGGUUGCAUUAGGCAAUCCCGAUUCUGAGAUUAAGGAAGUAACAGAUGUGAUAGACUCAUUGAAGAACCAAGUAGAGUUUGCCCAAGAUAACAUAAACGAGUGCCAAACCAAUAUUGUUCAAGUUGAAGAAGCCAAGGAAGAAGCAGAGAAAUUUGAUCCUAUGAGCCUUGUGAACACUAUCAGUUUAGAAGAGGCCAAAUAUCUGCUUGAACAUUUUAUCAAUAUGUCUAUAUCUAAGGGUCUUGCAUUAUCAGCCAAAGACUCCGAAGUGAGAGAAUUGAUGGCAAAACUUCAUCAGACAGAGUUAAAUAAUACAUUACAACAAGAUCUGCUGAAACACAUGAUGGCUGAUAGAGUCGAUAUUGAGGUGGACAACUUGAUGACUAAUCAGGUUGAUGAUAUGGACAGUUCCACUAGCUCGUCUUCCAGUUCUCCAGUUGAUAGCAUGUUUGAGAGUCGUGUGGAAUCGUCGGCACCAACUCAAAAACCAUCAUUGAUGUCCUCCUCAAGCUGGGAAGCGGCAGUAAAGAAAGAUAAGGAGUUACAAAGACUAAUGCCGACUUUUAGAAGAACAUCAAAGUUUGUGAGUUGUUCCAUGCGAUGGUAUCGGCAGGCGCGGCGACGCACUCCAUCAAGACCAGAUGAACUACUGUAUGCCGGAAAUGAAGAACAGGCACCAAUGCUGAACAGAGUCUUGGAAACGCCAGACGAGAGCUCAGCUGCAGUUACAAAAAUACCGCCAGUCAUGUCAAUGAGUGCACCUCCGACUACAACUGUUACCAGUAGUGAUGGAACGUUGAUGCCUCCGCCAAAAUCGUUACCACCAAGGCAAACUAGCUCUUCCAGGUUAUCAACUAUUUCCCCAAGUAUGAGAAGAAAAGAUUACUCAAAGCCAAGUCCGUCCCCAUCCCCUGUACUGAGGAGAAAAAACAGCUUCACUAUUCUGUCAAGAUCAAGUUCUAUGGACAAUGCAACAUCUUCUGAUGCUACCCCACCGUCUUCCCCACAGCCCACGCGUAGAUCUGAAAGACCCAGCGAAGCUAAUGUUUUCUCACGUCUUACCAGCAGCACUGUUGGGAUAUCAGACAAUAAGAGCAAAAGAGGGUAUGUAGUGCCAGCGAAUCGAACUGGGCGAUGUUGGGAUCUGACAGAAGGGAGAGAGAUUGUCACUUUUGAUCAGCAUCUUAACAAUGUUAAUGUAAUAAAAUAUAGUCCAGAACAACGCCUUGUGUUCACUGUUUCACAGUCCUACAUCUGUGUCUGGGAUUUACGUCGAUAUGACAGAAAUUGUAUAAAGACUUUGAGUUCAUCUGGGUUAACUCAAGAUGACCAGAUAACCAGUGAAACGCGCCAAAUAGACCUGCCAAGUGGCGAGCAUCAUAUCAAUGAUAUAGCUUUAAAUAACAGUGGCAUACUUCUCUACAGUGCAACAGGGAAUGUGGUCAGAGUCUGGGAUCUACGAAGGUUUGCAGCAGUGGGCAAACUUAGCGGAGGUCACCAGGCUGCCAUCAUGACCAUGGGCGUGGACAAACAGGACCAAAAUGACAUUGUUGUCACUGGAUCUAAAGAUCAUUACAUUAAAGUAUUUGAAGUAAUGUCAGAAGGAGCUGGUGUGUUAACACCCAAGUAUAACCUGGAACCUCCGCACUAUGAUGGUAUACAGUCAUUAGCUAUUCAGGGUAACACAUUGUUUAGCGGAUCAAGAGAUACAUGUAUAAAGAAAUGGGAUCUGCAGUCUCACAGCUUAGUACAGUCGUUGAAUGCAGCUCACAGAGACUGGAUAUGUGCCAUGGACUUUAUGAAGGGGACCAACACACUGCUGAGCGGGUGUCGAGCCGGCUACCUCAAACUGUGGAAUGUGGACACAUGUGCACAGAUUGCUGAAAUCAAAGCCCACACAAGUCCUAUCAAUGCCAUAGCAAAUAACUCUUCUGCCAUAUUUACUGCCUCAAAUGAUCAUACAGUUAGAAUAUGGCGACAAAAGACAGGAUCACAAGAAUUAGCAACAGACGGGAAUGAUUGGGCCAGCUAGCGGCAACUUGAAACUGCAAAUCUAUAUUUAUCUACAUGUUGUUCGCAUGGGCAUUUUAUAUUGUACAUGGCUAGAAGUGUGAUAUUUAUAGCAUGUAGUCCAUUGGUUGGUUGUUUUUCAUUGAUUUCAUAAUUGUUUUAUGAGCAUUGCAUUGUUAAUUUGAUGCAAAAAUCUUAGCCAAAAUUAAAUCCAUUUCAUAAUUGUUGCAAUACUUUUUUUUUUGUAAUAGUUUUGUGCCUUUUGUCAAAAAAAGUUUAAGUAAAUUUGUCUACAGAAUGAAU